Molecule: messenger RNA, 2091 nt
Organism: Cygnus atratus (black swan)
Lineage: Eukaryota; Metazoa; Chordata; Aves; Anseriformes; Anatidae
Gene: THUMPD2
Product: THUMP domain containing 2
Exons: 10
Coding region: 84-1565 (493 amino acids)
Biological process (GO): tRNA methylation
Molecular function (GO): tRNA (guanine) methyltransferase activity; RNA binding
Source: RefSeq, a predicted model, not a curated record
UCCCUCCCUCAGCACGUGUUGCUGUUCCUUCAGCCUGCCCCCUGGGCGGGGGCGGCCCGAAAUGGCGGCGGGGGCGGGACAAGAUGGCGGCGGGCGGGCGGUACUUCUGCACAGCGGGUCGCGGCCUCGAGCCUUUCCUGGCCCGGGAGCUGCGAGCGAGGCUCGGAGCUACGGAGGUGGACUAUAUUUCGGGAAAAGUCUUCUUCACCACUGACGCGGAGCCGAGCGAACUGAAGAAAAUCAAGUCUGGAGAGAGGUUGUUUUUGCUGAUUAAGAAACACGACCCGCUUCCCGUUUCAGGAAAUAAAGGGAAAAUACUGCAUGAAAUUAGAAGUCUUGUCAUUGAGGAACCAAAGGAUUGGCUGGAUGUUAUCGCUACUUGGAAAAACCUUCGUGGUUGUGAGGGGAAAAAAGAUGGUGUCUCUCAGGAAAACCCAUCACCUUGCAAGAGAAAAUCAGAAGAAGAGAUGAAUGUUGUGACUAAAAGACAGAAAACAGAGCGAGUAAGAGAGAUUGUGUCUGAGGAAUGUCAAGCAGGAGCUGGAGAGAAUGGUGUGGUACCAGACAGGAAGAGUGAUGAGGAAGGCCAAACUGAAACCAAAACUUCUUUAGAAGACUCUUCCAAAAGCAGUGGAGAGAAACCUGUUGAGAAUGAGAAGCAUAGCUUCAGCUUCCGAGUUUCUUGUCGCUGUAGUGGAGCAAUUGCCAAAAUACUUACUUCACAGGAGAUUGGAAGAGCAAUUGGCAUAGCGCUCAUGAAGCAGUUUAGGUGGCGGGCUGAUCUGCGGAACCCCGAUCUAGAGAUCUUUGUACAUCUUAAUGACAUGCACUCGGUUGUGGGCAUUCCUCUUUUCAGGCUUCCAUUGGCAAACAGAGAGUAUAUCAAAACAGCAGGGCUGCGGUCAACAAUUGCGUGGGCCAUGGCAUCUCUGGCUGAAAUCAGUGCAGGUGACUUUGUGCUAGAUCCCAUGUGUGGGCUAGGAACAAUUCUGCUGGAAGCUGCCACAGAGUGGCCCGAAGCCUGUUACUGGGGAACAGAUAUAAGUGAUUCACAAUUAGAGGGCGCAGAUGUGAAUAUUAAGACUGCAGGUUUGAUGGAUAAGAUUGAGUUACUUAAAGCCUCUGUGAAAGCGUUGCCGUUGCCUUCAGAAAGCUUUGACGCCGUGAUUUCGGAUAUUCCAUUUGGGAAGAAGUUCAAGAUCACAAAAGACGUACGAUUCCUGCCAGAUAUUCUCCAGGAGAUGGAGAGAGUACUUCGUGUUGGAGGGACUAUUGUAUUGCUCUUGAGUCAAGAUCUCCAUAAGCGCAUGGACAGCAUUAGCAAGAGUGGUGAAAACGAAUCUCCUAAUGCCAUUUCUGAUGGAGCAGGUGAAACGACUGCUGUGGAAACCUCGAGUAAUGAUGGGAAUUCUUCCUCCGUGGUGAAAGGUGUCGAAGAACCCUUUCUCAGCAGCAGACAGCCAUGUUUUGGGUCGCUGGUGCCGGAUGGCAUCUAUGAAGUUAGCCUUGGAAAGACAGUUGCUUUCAUAUACAAAUACAGGAAGAUCUCUGCUGCUGGGAAUUAGUAGCCUACGUGCACUGUCUAAGGUGUACGUGAAUCCUGAUAUACUUGAAAGCAGCAUGGCAGUGAACUGGUGGAACCCCGCUGAUCCAAACCCUGUGCCAUUUGUUGGCUCACUUCGCUUCGUAUGGGUGAACUACGCUGUUGCUUGUCUCUUCGGUUUUUAGGAGAGGUGGAAGAUACCAGCUAGAGUUUCAAAUGUUUUUAAUGUAAAAUACUGUAAUGAGGAAGAGUCCUCAAAUCCUUGUUUAGGCAAAGCCUCUCAAUAUUGUGAGGAGUUUAUUCGGGAGAGGAAGACUUCAUUUGCCAUACUGCAAAGAUGUAUAUGGUAGUAUUACAUGUAAAUGGUUUUUCACCUUCAGCAAUGUUUUUCAGAAACACUUGUGAAGAAGUCUCCACCUCUUCUUCAGGACCUGAUGGAGGGCUUUCCUGUGUGUCUUGCAGUCUUGUAUUAUUUCAAAGCUAGUUUGUGAUGAAUGUGAAAUGUCGCUAUUCAGAUAUUUUUGGAGUGGAAAAUAAAUUAUUUUUCG